Molecule: messenger RNA, 526 nt
Organism: Drosophila busckii
Lineage: Eukaryota; Metazoa; Arthropoda; Insecta; Diptera; Drosophilidae
Product: iron-sulfur cluster assembly 2 homolog, mitochondrial
Exons: 2
Coding region: 61-501 (146 amino acids)
Biological process (GO): iron-sulfur cluster assembly
Cellular component (GO): mitochondrion
Molecular function (GO): 4 iron, 4 sulfur cluster binding; 2 iron, 2 sulfur cluster binding; iron ion binding
Source: RefSeq, a predicted model, not a curated record
AGCUGUGUUGCUUUGUUUUGAUUAUAAAAUAAGUAAAAAUAUUUAGUUUGUAUCUCUAACAUGGCUUACAUAUUGCGUCAGCUGGCUAAGCCCUCGUUUAGCAGAAGUGUCUUGGGCUCAGUGCGUCUAGCCAGCAAAGAUGCAGCGCCGGCUGCUGCUGCUGUUACCAACGCAGAAAUGAAGCUAAACGUAAGCGACAGCUGCUUGAAACGUUUGCAUGAAAUUUGUAAAGAUGGUUCGUUCCUACGUGUAACCGUCGAGGGCGGAGGUUGCUCUGGAUUUCAAUACAAAUUCGAUCUGGACAGCAAACUUAACCCAGAUGAUUUGACAUUUGGUGAUGAGCAAGGCAAGGUGGUGAUCGAUACAAUGUCACUGGAAUAUUGCACGGGGUCAACUGUGGACUAUCAUAGCGAACUAAUACGAGCAGGUUUUCGUAUGGUUGCUAAUCCGCUGGCAGAGCAGGGCUGCUCCUGUGGUUCGUCGUUCUCAAUAAAAUUGUAAUAAGAUGUUGCGUUAAUAGUUGAUU